GCAUGCAGACCACUGGUGCGUCCAGUACCCACAGUGGAGAACAUCACACGAGGUGUGUCGAACAUGCGGGCACACAGUGAUGGCGGCGACGAUGCUGACGAGCGAUUGACGGAGGAUGUGGACGCAGGGGACGACGACGAAGACAUUCUUGUUCCGCCGUUGGGGAAGACGGGUGGAAGGGGUAGAGUACGCAGCAGCGGUGCUGUUCGUGGUCGAUCCGUUGGCCGCGGCGGCAGAGGCUGUGUCAGCGACGAUGCCGGGAAGUCUGUGAUGUACUGGUCUCCGGAGGAACAACUGCAACUAGUGAGAUGCAAGAGGGAGCAAGAGAUGCACCUCGCCGGGUUGGGCCACAACUACGGGCAGAUGCGGACGAAGGACUGCAAGUGGGACGACUUUGCAAAGCGCAUGGCGAGCGCGGGGAAACCGAAAGACGCGGACGACUGCAUGAAGAAGUGGGACAAUCUGUUCCAAAACUACAAGAAGAUACGGUGGUUUCAGAACGCCAGCGGCCGUCCUGAUUUCUUCGGCCUUACGAAUGAGGAAAGGAAGGAGCACAAUUUCAAGUUCCGGAUGGAGAGAGCGCUUUACAACGAGAUCCAUGCUGGCAUGCUGGGCAACCAUACAAUUUUUCCACCGAACAUCGCCAACACAGGAAAUCCUGAUGGGGUGCAGCUUCCCAGGAGAGGAGGUGGCGGUGGUGAGUCGGUUGGUAGUGAGGCUGGUGGUGAAGGCUUCCCCGAGGAACGUUCUUCUGCGCGGGAGUCCGAGAACAACGCAGGCAGCGGGGCUAGAGGCGGCAAGCGGAAGAAUGCACGUCAACAGGCGUUGGAGUCGAUCGCCGAUGUCAUGGAUCGACAUGGCGAGCUGAUGUCGUCGACGAUCGAAUCCUCCAGCAAGCGGCAAUGCAGCAUUUUCACGAGGCAAUGUGACAUACUGGAGCAGGAAGUAGCAGUCUAGAAAGAGGACUACGCGGCGUCCAAUGAAACGCAGAGGACGAU
Molecule: messenger RNA, 998 nt
Organism: Chara braunii
Lineage: Eukaryota; Viridiplantae; Streptophyta; Charophyceae; Charales; Characeae
Source: the annotation of a GenBank genome assembly